UUAUUUGUUGCUAAUGUAAUCGCAUUCGUGGCCUCAUUAUUUGGUAAUUCAGUUAUCAUUCACGUCAUAAGAACAGACCAUUCUAUGAAGACUACCACAAACUAUUUGAUCUUGAAUCAAGCUUGUGCUGAUAUUUUGACGACAACCCUUCAGACACUCAGCUAUUUUUUACUUUCCCUCGGGAGUAAGUGGUUUGGAGGAUUAUGGGGAGAUAUCACAUGCAAAUUGUUAAAAACGAGCGUUGUUAUUCUUCCUAAUUUCUCUGUUUGGAUUCUUGUUGCCAUUGCUGUUGAUCGCUUUUAUGCCGUAACGCGACCUUUUAUGACCUCUCCUUUAUCUCGUCAUUUCAAGAAAACAGUUGUCUUUCUGUGGGUUUGGUCUAUUGCUUCCGCAACUUACUUCAUUCCCUUAGCCAAGUUAGAAGUAAGAACUGACGGUCAUUAUCAUUGCAACCUGAAUACUUUUCCAGUCGAAAAAAAGCAUGCGGACGCGUGGAGAGCAAUAGGAAUCUCAGAGCUUGUCCUUAACGUUUUUCUUCCUCUUUUGCCAAUCAUAGUUCUAUAUUCAAUUGUUUGCCUUAAACUAUGGUCACGUGACAUACCAGGAGAAGGAACCAAUCAGAAUGAGCGGCAAGCAGAAGCGUUGAAAAUUGCUAAGAAAGUGACCCGGAUGAUGAUUGCUGUGGUGGUGUUGUACUUACUCUGUUGGCUGCCUUUCUUCGUUAUGUUUUCUCGCAGUAUUCUUCGUUAUGGUUAUGUCAACGAAAACCCUAAUUUGCUUUUGUUUAUCGUUUGGUUAACAAUCGCUUACAGUGGACUUAAUCCAUAUGUUUAUCUCACAUUUAGUCAAAAGUUCCGAAAUGGUUUUAAACUUUUAUUUGAGGAUUGCCUUGGAAAAGUCCACAAUUUCCUUUCUGCUCGUUCUCAGAGCGUAGAGUUGGAACAAAUAUAAAAUGAAUUUGAUUUUGUAUCUUCGGUCGGUUAUAAAAGGAGUUCGAAACCUGCAAUUGUUGUUAUACUGCCAAAAACGCAUGUGUCACGAAGCAGAAUAGCUCAUUGAAUUAAUUCAAUAAAUUAAAUGUAAAGUUCUAUUUCAUUGUUCUCAACUGAGUACAUAGAACUUGCCUGCCUUUCAAAAUACUUUUACUUCGUUUUCCACCUUCCUCGCUCAAUUCGUCCGAACAUGUAAUCAAAAAGUUUAAUUGAAGCUACAGAGACAAGAAAUCAAUUUGAUGAAACGAAUCUUAGAGGUACGUUUUCAAUCUGACUCCCACUAAACAAAUAGCCAUAACAUUGCUUUGAUUUGCCUUAUGCUUUUUUUUAUCAUGCAAAUGAAAUUGAAAUGAGAAAAGUCCUGCUAAUAUCAUACGCUAUACUGUAGUGGUAUACUGCAAGGUUGUGUAUUAAUAGUGCUGAAUGCAAGUGGUUGACUAGAAGGAACUGAGGCACGUUGUUUGCCCGCGUCAGGUGGACUUCCCUCUAGAACAUCUUAGUACAGCUUUCAUUCUUAGGGAAUAUAGGAAGAACCUUCCAUACGUUGUGGUUCAAUUUUAACCUUGAUUUAAAUUUUAUUUUUCUUUAUUCUGUGGUAUGGUAAUGUGUGAUAAGUAGUUUGAAACAAAGGUCAAUACAAUUUAAACCUGAAUUCAAAUCUUGCCGUUUCAAACUGAUUUUAUCAGUUUUCUCAAUAUAAGGAAAAGCGUAACAUUCUUGUCUAGAAUUGGACACUACAGUCAAUAGGAUGAAUGACGCAAAGGUCGCUACCUUGAGAGAAAAAGGAUCGGAAAAGAAGGAACAACAACAAUUUCAUCCUCCAAACUAAUCAUUUUAAUUUCUUAUCAUAACUUUCUCGCAGCAAAUCUUACAAUUGAGUAGCUGACUAUUGGUUUGGAAGGGUAAUUCGACUCGCUGUCUCUAGCUUGCCAUGGCAGGACCUAAUAUGAAAUCAAUUUUUAACAUUAGCCUCGAUUUUCAGUCACAAGGUACUAAAUCUCUAAUUCUUAACAGGUAAAAGGUCUCCUGGAAAAUUGGGAGAUAAAAAUGGGCUAUCAGAAGUUUCGUUUAUAAUUGCAAUAUGUCAUUGCUCAGUUAUGGACAACGUACAUUUACUAAUUUUUAAGUAUGCGCCUACAGUCCAAGUUCACUUUUGUUUAAUUAUAAAUAAUCCAUAAAACGAUCAUGUGCGAGGAAGACCAUUUGGCAUAUUUUUUUUUUUCUAACAAAGCUACACUUUUUUACCUCCAUUUUCGACCCGGUAGCUCUUACCAUAAAAAGGCUAUUUCUAAUUAAAAAGUAGUGUUUACUUCAAUUUAGAACUGAAAGCGGAAAUUUGUUAGAUUUGAAUGUAUAUUUGUUUAAAUAAGUUGGCGCGCAGUUAACUGGUGGCUGUAAAGCAAACUGCUUUGAUUGAAACCCAAUAACCAUCACAGUGGUAGAAAUGAAAUAAUUUAUUACUGCGGAAGCUGCGGGGCGUGGGGGCGGGGGGCCGUUCUGGUGGAGGCGUAGCUACCUACGGUAAAAUUGUACAGGUUUGGCCCGCCUAAAGGGCGUGGUUUUUCGCUGAGGUUAGUUUUGGUCUGACAAAGGUAUGGAUUUUCCCCCGUGCAAUAUAUGAUGUGAAAUCGGUAUGGUUUUCUAGGGAAUUACGACAACAUAGAAAUGUAUCUGUCUUUGCCCUUAAUGAAUAAGAUCCAGUGAGAAAUUUCGUUUCAGAAUUACAUUCUACAAUGGUUUUACUUUCUACUAUUCUUGAAGGUUUUUAAAAUGUCAACAGUAACGUAAGAUGAUGAUGAUGAUGAUGAUAAUAGUAAUGACGAUAAAUUCUUUUGCCUUAAUCUUCAGAUAACUUAACAAGAACAGAUCAUGGGCAACCACCUAUCGACUUUAUAUGGCAGCUAUUUGGCGCUAAUGUAAUCACUUUCGUGGCCUCAUUAUUUGGCAAUUCAGUUAUCAUUCACGUCAUAAGAACAGAUCAUUCUAUGAAGACUAUCACAAACUAUUUGAUCUUUAAUCAAGCUUGUGCUGAUAUUUUGACGACAACCCUUCAGACAUUCAGCUAUUUUUUACUUUCUCUCGGGAGUAAGUGGUUUGGAGGAUUAUGGGGAGAUAUCACGUGCAGAUUGUUAAAAGCGAGCGUUGUUAUUCUUCCUGUUUUCUCUGUUUGGAUUCUUGUUGCCAUUGCUGUUGAUCGCUUUUAUGCCGUAACGCGACUUUUCAUGAUCUCUCCUUUAUCUCGUCAUUUCAAGAAAACAGCUGUCUUUCUGUGGGUUUGGUCUAUUGCUUCCGCAACUUACUACGUUCCCUUAGCCGAGUUAGAAAUAAGAACUGGCGGUCAUUAUCAUUGCAACCUGAAUACUUUUCCAGUUGAAAAAAAGCAUGCGGACGCGUGGAGAGCAAUAGCAAUCUUCGAGCUUGUCCUUAACUUUUUCCUUCCUCUUUUGCUAAUCAUAGUUCUAUAUUCAAUAGUCUGCCUUAAACUAUGGUCACGUGACAUACCAGGGGAAGGAACCAAUCAGAAUGAGCGGCAAGCAGAAGCGUUGAAAAUUGCCAAGAAAGUGACCCGGAUGAUGAUUGCUGUGGUGGUGUUAUACCUACUCUGUCGGCUGCCUUACUUCAUUAUGAUUUCUAGCAAAUUUCUUCGUUAUGGUUAUAUCAAAGUAAAUCCUAAUUUGCUUUUGUUUAUCGUUUGGUUAACAAUCGCUUACAGUGGACUUAAUCCAUAUGUCUAUCUCACAUUUAGUCAAAAGUUCCGAAAUGGUUUUAAACUUUUAUUUGAGGAUUGCCUUGGAAAAGUCCACAAUUUCCUUUCUGCUCGUUCUCAGAGCGUAGAGUUGGAACAAAUAUAAAAUAAAUCUGAUUUUGUAUCUUCGGUCGGUUAUACAAAGGAGUUCGAAAUCUGCAACUGUUGUUAUACUGCCAAAAAAGUAUGUGUAACGAAGCGGAAUAGCUCACUGAAUUAAUUCAAUAAAUUAAAUGUAAAGUUUUAUUUCAUUGUUCUCAACUGAGUACAUAGAACUUGCCUGCCUUUCAAAAUACUUUUACUUUGAUUUACACCGUCCUUGCUCAAGGCGUCUGAACAUGCAUGUAAUCAAAACUGUUAUUUAAAGCUCCAGAGAUAAGAAAUCAUUUUGAUGGCGGCAACGAAUCUUAGAAGUACGUUUUCAAUAACUCCCACUAAAUAAAUAGCCAUAAAAUUGCUUUCUUUUGCUUUAUGCUGUUUCUUUGUCAUGUAAAUAAAACUGAAAUGAGAAAACUCCCGUAACUAUCAUACUGAGUGCUGGUAUACUGCAUAGUAGAGUAUUAAUAGUACUGAAUACAUUGGUUGAGCUAGAAGGAACGAGGCACGUUCUAGGCCCGAGUCAGGUAAACUUUCCUAGAACACCUUUGUACAGCUUACAUCCUUAGAGAAUAUAUGAAGAAACUUCCAUACUAGGAUCGAAGAAGCAGGGCUGUUUGCAAAACAACACCAGAUAGAACCACAAGUGAGAAAACAAUCAUACAUUAUAUUUUUAAAGUUUUUAUACGACAAACUAAAACAAUACCUACAAAUUACCAUUUUUCGUAAGAAACUCCUCACUGUUGAGGGAAAUUAAUACUUCCUCCACCACUACGCCCUUAAUGUAAAUAAAACUAGUCUAUGUUUUAAUAGCUCCCCAAAGAAUGCUCUUCAUCUAUUUCUGGUUUUCAGUGUGAGGACGGCGCAAAGAGAUGUAGGCAGGCCUUUCUUUCGCGCUCUCUAGCUUCUCACAACACUCCAUCAUCUAAACGUCUGCAACAGUCCGACUUCAUACAAAAAUAUUUUAUAUAUUUUCUUACAUUUCAGUCCGUUUGCUUUUACUGAAUAAAAGAGGAUUGCUAUUUUCAUCGUUAGGUUCACGACUCUUGGAUUAUACAAAUUCUGUCCGCACAAUAGGGGCAAACUCAAAUUAUUUAUUUCUUCACAGGGAUGCAAAAUGCAUUACUUUUUAUUAGUAAUAGGCUAACACUUCCCUUUGUAAUUUUAAUCAUAUUCAGCAGGAGGCUAACGAUGACUUUUAUGAUAAUCAUGUGUUGGUAUUUUUUCUCUUAGUUCUAGUUCUCAUAUUUUUUUUUGAACAACGGACGAGGAAGUAAAAAUGGACUUGAUAAAUAGAACUCAUAGAGGUAUGAGCCUUCCAUGGGCGGUCAGUCACUUCAUUAUUGCAAGAGUUAUAAGUCUUGCAUACAAUGUGUAUUUUUUGCUAUUUUUAGAUAUAUGUUAAAUUUUUUCCUUAUUUUAAAUUAACUGUCCUUAAGACGUCCUCUAAAAGACGUCCUCUAAAACCGCCGACUGAAGCUGAAGGUGUUUGUACGUUCUAAUAAUAUAUAGAUUCCGACGGCCGGCUAAUGUUCACCUUUUUUACUUGAAAGUUUAAAACGAAAAAAAAUAGAAACUAGAGCCAGCUGGCAAAUGUUGAACCAAGUUUAUGGAACGUUGUCACUCACGUGGCCAGCAUCUAUGCAAAGUUAUGGGAACUAAAAGCGUUUACAUAAGAAAACAGUUCAACUCCCACAGCACUGGUUUGGAACACCAACAUGGCCGCCGUUUCAUUGUUUUCGAGCACCAGGGAGUUUUAGCAUCGACGACGGCGAGGGCAGCGAAAAUGUCACUUUUAAAAUGAAUUAGUUUUUUUUUCAAACGCUGUCGCGUUUAUUCAAUUUGCUGAAAAUAUCUAAAGUAGGCAAAUUUCCUGGAGUUGAUUUCUUGGGGACCGCACUCAAGUUUAGAAAGAGAAAAAUAACUUCGUCGUCGCCUUGUUUACGUCCUUCAUAAACCGUAAAAUUAGGUAGUUUCAAGUCUUAGUCGUGCAGUAACGGCCGGCAAAGAAAUGUACAAAAAAGCGUAAUACAUGUACAAACUUGUUGUUUUGCUUAAUAAACCUAUGGCUGUUAUGACGUUCUCGUUGCCGUCGCGUCGCCGUUGUCGUUAUUGCUAAAACUCCGUACCAACAUGGCCGACAUGUGAACGCUCUGUAAUGGGAAGAUGUUGAAGUGCCAAACUGGCAAGACUCUGUUUUACAAUGCAAAUACAAAUCAGCUCUAGUUAUUUUCUUCUUUUAAUCAACCAUGUAUCAAAGAAUGCACCGUUUAAUUUUCAUAAUUAGAAAUAAAGCAAAUAUACCCUUUUCCUUUUUGUAGACAACUUAACUGGAGUAACAGAGAAAAUGCCUCCCCAGCAACAAAUGUGGUUGUCAUCGGCCCACUCCAUUAUAAUCACGAUGUCGUUACUUGGCAACUCAGUCAUCAUUCACAUAAUAAGAUCCGACAACGCCAUGAGGACCACAACAAAUUUCCUCAUUUUGAAUCAAGCAUGCGAUGAUUUGCUGAUAACAAUCACACAGUCAGUGAAUGUGUUCCAUCACAUCUAUCUUGACGGUUUGUGGUUUGGGGGACUGUUUGGCCAAAUCACAUGCAAAUUACAUCUCGUCAUCAUGUCCAUUGCACCGUAUUUUUCAGUUUGGAUCCUUGUAAUGAUCGCAGUUGAUCGCUUUUGUGCGGUGAAUCGACCGUUACAAUUAUCGCCAAUCUCCCGACAUUUGAAAAAAGCCAUCCUCGUUAUUUGGCUGUGGUGUUUUGUUUGUUCAAUAAACGUCCUUGUUAACGGAGGCUUGGGAAAAGAUAAACGGGCUUGGCGUUGUGACUUGGAAAGUGCCGUAAAUAAUUGGACAGCUGUUAAUGUAACCGAUGUUUCUUUGAACUUUUUUCUUCCACUGUUAUUAAUAACAGCACUAUACACUGCUGUUUGUAUCACACUCUGGUCACGUGAAGUACCAGGAGAAGGAGCCAAUCAAAAUGCGCAACAAGCUGAAGCCAUGAAAACGGCCAGAAACGUCACCCAGAUGAUGAUUGUUGUGGUAAUCUUAUUUGUUCUCUGUUGGCUUCCAUACUUAAUAAUAGUCUUUUUACAGCUAUUUGGCUCCAUGAAAAUUAGUCUACCAGUAAUGUCGUUCAUAGGUUGUUUAGUGCAGUCGUACAGCGGACUUAAUCCAUUCAUCUAUUUAACAUUCAAUCGCAACUUUCGACUUCGUUUUAAGCAGCUGGCCAGACAUUUUGCCGGGAAAGUACUCUGUUUUUCUCCGCGAUUUCAAAGCUUUGAGCUUGGGGAAGUUUAA
Messenger RNA from Porites lobata, 7129 nucleotides. The record is from the annotation of a GenBank genome assembly. Lineage: Eukaryota; Metazoa; Cnidaria; Anthozoa; Scleractinia; Poritidae.